Messenger RNA from Pseudoliparis swirei, 1427 nucleotides. RefSeq names its product transmembrane protein 19-like. The record is from RefSeq and is a predicted model, not a curated record. Gene Ontology annotation, cellular component: membrane. The coding region runs from base 96 to 1103 and encodes 335 amino acids. The transcript is spliced from 8 exons. NCBI's taxonomy places the organism in Eukaryota, Metazoa, Chordata, Actinopteri, Perciformes, Liparidae.
AUUCGCCUCAAACUAAAGUCUCUAAAUGUAUCGUUUUUGUCGUAUCGCCACCGGACCGACGAUGGAGAGACCAGCCGCGCCGCCCGGCCGUCAGCAUGACUUCUGAGUCUCACGUGUUGAUGAAAGAAUCCAUCAAGAUGAUGACCGACAUGAUCGUGCUGUGCAGCACGCUGGCGCUCUCCCUCUUCUUCUGGAUGGUCUCCAUGACGAUCAGCAGCUACUCCGGAACCCUGCAGCCGGUGUCGCCGUGGCGAUGGUUGUUCUCUAUCCUGGUCCCUCUCAUGCUGGUCAUCAGAGCCGUGAAGAGACGCAGCCUGAGUUCCUCCGGCGCCCUCGGAGCGCUCCUCGUGGGCUUCGUGUUGACGAUGGCCAACUACAGCUUCUUCUCCUCGCUGCUGGCCUUCUUCAUCACCUCCUCCAAACUCACCAAGUGGGGAGAAGCACAGAAACGGAAAAUAGACUCCGAGUACAAAGAAGGCGGCCAGAGGAACUGGAUCCAGGUCUUCUGUAACGGAGGAGUUCCCGCGGAGCUGGCGCUGCUCUACAUGAUCGAGGUGGGCCCGGGGGAGAUCGCCGUGGACUUCAGCAGACAGUACACGGCCUCCUGGAUGUGCCUCUCGCUGCUGGGCGCACUCGCCUGCAGCUGCGGGGACACCUGGGCGUCGGAGGUGGGGCCUGUCCUCAGCCAAUCACAGCCCAGACUCAUCACCACCUGGGAGGAGGUCCCAGCAGGAACCAACGGAGGCGUCACUCCCGUGGGGCUGGUGGCCAGCCUCCUCGGCGGGCUGGCGGUGGGCGUGGCCUACUACGCCACGCAGGUCCUGUUGGUGAACGACCUGAACAUGGCGCACCCCCAGUGGCCGAUCCUGGUAUACGGCGCCGCGGCCGGCCUGCUGGGCUCCUUGCUGGACUCGUUCCUGGGAGCGCACAUGCAGUACUCGGGCUUCGACGCGAGCAUCGGGAAGGUGGUGGCGUACGAGUCGGCCACCACGCGGCGCAUCUGUGGGAAACCGAUCCUGGACAACAACGCGGUCAACCUCUUCUCCUCCGUCAUCGUGGCGCUCGUCCUGCCCGGCCUGGCGUGGGGGAUGUGGCCGCGGUAAACACGCCAAACACGGCGGCGACUGGCCGCCGGUCGAAAAGACGUUUGAGUCGCGUGUCGAGCGCAAAGACACGGGCGCCCGGGUCACGUGUUGUCACACGGCGGGCCCGGAGGAGGACACAUUUCAACGUGACACAAUUGACUGAUGACCAUGGAGCAUAAUCGUCUCGAUUAAAAUGCUGAUUAACCGAUUUCUGCUUAAGUCGCAACGCUCAUUUAUAAAGUGUGAUGUUUUCAAAUGAUCCUCGUUCUGCACGUUAUGAAAUCACUAUUGUGCUGUUAUUUAAAUAAGUAUUCCCUUAUUUAAUAAAGUGUUAUAUUCUGA